UUCCAGCAGUCAGCACACGGAAACCCUUUUGGUUGGAUUAGCUGUAUUAUAGGCGGAUCCGAGCUCUGGGACUCCUAUUCUUAGUGGGAUUCUCCAUCAUUCUCUCUCUACAUAUCAGCCCUAGGGUUCUUCUUUGAGACUCAUCACUGCGAGAAAAUCACGACUCAAAAGAGUAAGACCCAGAAAAAAACUGAAGAGCAAGAGAGAGAGACAAGGACGUACAACAAUGGAGAGUUCACGGAAAAAAGAAGAAGAAGAGAGGGAACAAGAAAGGGUUGGUGCUGAAGGUGAACAUGGAGAACUGGCGUUCAAGAACACGGAGGUCCCUUCAUGGCGGAACCAAAUAACAGUGAGGGCAAUGGUGACAAGUUUUGUUUUGUGCAUCGUUUUCAACUUCAUCGUCAUGAAGCUUAACCUAACCACAGGUGUUAUACCAUCCCUCAACGUCGCAGCUGGUUUGCUCGGCUUUGCCAUCAUGAAGUCAUGGACUACCUUGCUCGAAAAGUGCGGCAUCUUGAAACAGCCAUUCACAAGACAAGAGAACACAGUGAUUCAAACUUGCGUGGUUGCAUCUUCUGGGAUUGCUUUUAGCAGUGGCACAGCAAGUUAUGUGUUGGGAAUGAGUUCAAUUGUGGCUGCUCAAGCAGAUGCAGGGAACACCUCAGCCAAUGUGAAGAAACUAUCUCUUGAUUGGAUGAUUAUAUUCCUAUUUCUUGUGAGCUUCGUAGGCCUAUUCUCAAUUAUGCCCCUAAGAAAGAUGAUGAUCCUGAAGUACAAGCUAACAUAUCCUAGUGGGACUGCAACUGCCACCCUUAUCAAUGGCUUCCACACACCUAAAGGAGCCAAGUUGGCAAAGAAAAAAGUUGUAAUGCUCUUCAAGUCCUUCUGUUUUAGCUUCGCAUGGGCAUUCUUCCAGUGGUUUUUUGCUGCUGCUGAUGGCUGUGGAUUUAGUAGCUUCCCUACAUUUGGUCUGAAAGCCUUUAGUCAAAGGUUCUACUUCGAUUUCUCAUCUACAUAUGUGGGUGUUGGAAUGAUUUGCCCUUACAUGGUCAAUGUAUCAGUGCUUAUUGGAGCUGUAAUCUCAUGGGGAAUUAUGUGGCCCCUGAUUGAGGCCAAAAAAGGAAGCUGGUAUAGUGCUGAGCUAUCUGGCAGCAGUCUUCAUGGCAUCCAAGGUUAUAGGGUUUUUCUUGCUAUUGCCAUGAUGCUUGGGGAUGGCCUUUUCCAAGUUGUCUACAUGAUAAUAGUGACAUCCCAUAGUUUCAUAAAACAGAAAUCUAAAAAGGAAGAAUCUUCCUCCGUAAUGACGGACUGUGCAGAUCCAUCUUCAAACGUCCAGAUUGUGAACUAUGAUGACCAACGAAGACGUGAGUACUUUGAAAAAGAUCAAAUCCCCAAUAAAUUUGCGGUAUUAGGAUAUGUUGCCCUGGCAGCCGCAUGUAUUGGUGCGGUGCCCGCCCUUUUCCCUCAGCUAAAAUGGUACCACAUACUGGUUGCUUACUUGAUUGCGCCUGUUUUGGCCUUCUGCAAUGCCUAUGGAUGCGGUCUCACUGACUGGUCACUUGCCUCGAAUUAUGGAAAAAUCGCCAUCCUGGUUUUCAGUUCUUGGGUUGGGCUAGACCAUGGUGGGGUUCUUGCCGGCCUCGUUUCUUGCGGUGUGAUGAUGAACAUUGUAUCUACGGCUUCUGAUCUGAUGCAAGACUUUAAAACAGGCUAUUUAACACUUUCAUCCCCUCUUUCGAUGUUCUGCAGCCAAUUUAUUGGUACUGCCAUUGGUUGCCUCACCUCACCUUUAGUAUUUUGGUUCUUCUACAAGGCCUAUAACGUAGGUGAUCCAGAUGGUUCGUACCCUGCACCCUAUGCCUUGAUGUAUCGUGGGAUCGCCCUUCUUGGAGUCGAGGGGUUCUCUUCCCUUCCAAAGAAUUGCCUCACACUUGUUAUUGUGUUUUUCAUAGCUGCCAUUCUCCUAAACUUUCUGACCUUGAUCUUGAAGCAAAAUGAAACCAAGUACAAGAUCUACAGGUUUGUUCCGAGCCCUAUGUGCAUGGCGAUUCCAUUCUACCUUGGUGCUUACUUCGCCAUUGACAUGUGCCUUGGGAGCUUGAUUCUCUUCAUAUGGGAACUGAACAACAAGAAAAAAGCAAAGGAACUCGGGCCGGCUGUUGCGUCUGGGCUAAUCUGUGGUGACUCUUUGUGGGGAAUUCCGGCUGCUAUUCUUUCUUUAGCUGGUGUGCAAGCUCCUAUUUGCAUGAAGUUUUUAUCUGCAUCUACAAACAAGAAGGUAGAUGGCUUCUUGGGUUCGUAGUUCAUCAUUUUGCUCGAGCCUCCGUCAAUUGAUGCUUGUACAAGUUUUUAUGCUUUUAGAAGCUUCUAAGUGCAAGGUAUAAAGCUUCUUGGGGUGUUUGAUCGUUUUGUUCGAAAUUCUUCCUAGUGGUACUUCAGGGGAUUUAGACGUAUAUAUGUUUCCUUUAAGUUUGUUAAUCAUGACAGUAUGUUGAACUUUUUUGUUUGGCAAAACAAUA
This is a messenger RNA of Ilex paraguariensis (yerba mate), 2519 nucleotides long. The record is from the annotation of a GenBank genome assembly. Lineage: Eukaryota; Viridiplantae; Streptophyta; Magnoliopsida; Aquifoliales; Aquifoliaceae.